Sordaria macrospora k-hell is the source of this 852-nucleotide messenger RNA. RefSeq lists its product as uncharacterized. Gene Ontology annotation, molecular function: protein kinase binding; cyclin-dependent protein serine/threonine kinase regulator activity. Gene Ontology annotation, biological process: regulation of cyclin-dependent protein serine/threonine kinase activity. The record is from RefSeq and is a predicted model, not a curated record. Lineage: Eukaryota; Fungi; Ascomycota; Sordariomycetes; Sordariales; Sordariaceae. Gene Ontology annotation, cellular component: nucleus; cyclin-dependent protein kinase holoenzyme complex.
AUGUCCCCCCCUCUCCUCCUCCGUCUCGCCUUCCACGGUAAGAACGUGCCGGCUAUCACCAUCCUCAGCUACCUCACCCGCAUCCACAAGUACUGCCCCACCACGUAUGAGGUGUUUUUGUCUUUGCUGGUCUACUUUGACCGCAUGACGGAACGGGUCAACGACAUGGUGGUCAAGAGCGAAGAGGAGAGGAGGAGACGACGUUUCGAGGAGCAACAGGCUCGACAGAAACAAACUGCUGCGACGGCAGGUUAUGAGAAGGGGACGGCGGACGAUCCAGAUGUCCUUAUGCGGGAUAUGUCUGAUGACAAUAAAGCGCACGAUAGCGACGAGACGGAUUCGGAUUUGGCUGAUGAUGAUGACGACGAAGAGAUGGCUGAUGAGCCUAAGCCUAAGCAAAGUGUUGUUGGUGGGUCCAGGAGCAUGAGGGAACAGGAAGAAGAGGAGGAAGAGGAGGAACAGGCGACGUAUUUUGUCGUGGACAGCUUCAACAUUCACAGGUUGAUCAUCGCUGGGGUUACUUGCGCGAGCAAGUUCUUUAGCGAUGUAUUUUAUACUAAUUCCCGCUAUGCUAAGGUCGGCGGUCUUCCCCUCCCAGAACUCAACCACCUCGAACUCCAAUUCCUUCUACUCAACGACUUCCGCCUCGCCGUCCCCGUCGAAGACCUCGAAGCGUACGCCACCAUGUUGGUCGAGUUCUACGCUAGAGAGGUAGUUACGCAGACGACGCGCGGAAAACCUAGCUCGACUGCUGUUGCUGCUGGUUCGAGUAAUGCCGUUGCUGCUGGUUCGAGUAAUGCCGUUGCUGCUGGUGCUUCCGCCGUGGCGGCGGCGGCGGUGGUGGCGGAGUAG